AUGCUCUUCCAUCUGUCCGCCGCGUCUGUAUUCCUGGUCAUCGCGGCUGUCCUGGUGUAUCAUCGCGCCCGCCUCCUUCCCCUCCUCACACACUUCCUCGCCCGCGUGCUCCCCACCCAGCUCUCUGCCCGAAUGAGCAACUACACCCCGCUGCGCUCUUCGGCCUUCGCGGACCAGGCGGCGGCGGGUAUGUCGAGUGGGAACUUUGAUCUGGAGGAGAAUAUGGCGGAGGGGAGUGGGGAGGGGAGAGUGGGGCUUGAUGAGGCGGGUGUGGAGGAGGUGAGGAAGAUCAUGGCAAUUGAGCGGUGUACAUUCGACCAAGCCCGUCUUAUCAGGCAUAAUCGCAUUCUCGCCAAGAAUGGUAUCGCCCCUGACGGCACUCCCAUGGAUCGGAAAGCUAUCACUAGGCUCUCAUAG
This is a messenger RNA of Dioszegia hungarica, 417 nucleotides long. RefSeq lists its product as uncharacterized. Bases 1 to 417 code for a protein of 138 amino acids. NCBI's taxonomy places the organism in Eukaryota, Fungi, Basidiomycota, Tremellomycetes, Tremellales, Bulleribasidiaceae. The transcript is spliced from 4 exons. The record is from RefSeq and is a predicted model, not a curated record.